UCACUGUUUUACCACCAAACAAAUGACACCAUUUAACUUCUUAUUUUAUCUGUAGUUACUUAAGAUAAUUUCAGACAUUUUUUUGUGAAAAACAACCCACCUGACUGGGACGUGAGGGCGCACAGCGGAAGUGAGCAGGCUGUGUCAAACAGCUCACACAGACAUAUGGCGUGUUUGCUAGCUAGCAGCUACAGAAGCUCAACAAUGUUUUCUCUAACACGACCAAAAAAACAACGCUCGUGGAUUUAUUAUUUGUCUCUGGUGGUGUUUUUAACGUCGUUUCCAGUCUCGGCAAAGCGGGACAGCCUGAAAGAAGUGACGGACGGGACCUGGGAGGAAAUCCUGACAGGAGAAUGGAUGAUUGAAUUCUACGCACCGUGGUGUCCAGCCUGUCAGCAGCUCCAGCCGGCGUGGAAGGAGUUCGCGGACUGGGGGGAGGACAUGGGGGUCAACAUCGCCAAGGUGGACGUGACUGAACAGCCCGGUCUGAGUGGGCGAUUCAUCAUCACUUCACUUCCUACUAUUUACCACUGUAAAGAUGGCGUCUUCAGGAAGUACCAGGGAGCUCGCACUAAAGACGACUUCCUCAGCUUCGUCGAUGAGCAGAAAUGGAAGUCGGUGGAGCCAGUUUCCUCGUGGUUUGGGCCAUCCUCAUUUCUAAUGAAUUCAAUGUCUGCUUUGUUCAAGCUCUCCAUGUUUAUCCGGCGUUGUCACAACUACAUGACGGAGCAGCUGGGGAUCCCUGUGUGGGGUUCUUAUGUUAUCUUUGGCUUGGCCACUCUGUUCUCUGGCCUUGCACUGGGACUGUUACUGGUGUUCAUUGCAGAUUUUGCUUUCCCCUCACGACGCUUUUCUUCUUCAGAUUACUACCAGAAAAAACAAUCAAUGGAGCAGGCGAGGUUAAUCCAGCGACAAGAGGACGAACACGAGGCUGACGGUGAGGAGGAUGACGAUGAAGACGAAGAAGAUGAGGACCAGGACGAGGUCUGGAGGAGGAGGAGGAGAGGGUCCCCAGAGGGCCGCCCAGAACCUAAGGGACAGGGUUUCUCUGAUGAAGCUCUGAGGAAGAGGGCAGUGGGCAAACGUGAGGAGGAAGAGGAGGAGGAGGACACCUAAAGAGCUGUUCCUACCUGUUUGAGAAGAGCGUGACGGAGUCAGCAGAGUCGGAGGAGCUUUGGUCCUGAGCAGCAGUGUUUACAGCAGGGAGCCUUUAAAUCUCACCCCCCCGCCCUUAACCUCUCGUUCUCCUCUCCCUCCUUCUCCUCGGGGUCCCCAGAAACACCUCGCUUCUUUUCUUCUCCCUCCCUUGUGUUUUAACGGGAGCGCUUUAGACUCUCUCUCACCGCCUGAGCAGCAGGCACCACCUGGAAAAAGCAAAAACACUCCUGACACCUGUUUCCACUCGUGGAGACAAAUCGCCUGGCUGAGGUUUAGGUAUGAAGUGCGGUAGAGCUGGAUUUUGCAAUGUUGUUUAUGCUAUGCAUCGUUUUUUAAAGAUAUGUGUGUUAUAAUAUGUUUAUCUCAGAAUUAUUAUUAUACCAGGCUUGUGUUCCAGGUUUAUUCUGUUAAAUUUUUAUUACUGUUCCGCUAAUGCGUACAUACGGUUAUUUUAUGUUUCAUAUAUUUUACAAUCCCUGAAGGUUCAACCCAGCGUAACAAUGUUCACACACCAUUCCUCAUUUCAGUGUGUAAUGGCGGACAGAGUGGAAAGAAAUGGCACUAGUGUUUGUUAUAAUCCUUAAGAUUAUCCUUUCGGUUGGGUUUAUUUGGUGAUACCUGUGGUUACCGUGGAAACGCAAAGCUUUCUGCUUGUGACCUUACCACCAGCAAUUCUAAAAACAGAUCUACUUAUGAAAAAUGCAGAAAAUGACGCAUUUUCUUUUGAACAGCUGUCAGUGCUAACCUCGACAAACACCUGAGACUCCUUCACAAUAAAGCUAUCCUGUGUUUUGCCAGAAUGCUUUUAGUGAAGUAGCAGCAGCAGGAAAUGUUUGUUGCUAGCAGUAUUUUAACAGCUCUGAUACUGCUUUAGUCUUUAUUCAUAAAGGGAUAAGGCAAAAGCAUGGCCAGCUAUAUUAUCGCCAAGCAUAACAUCAGGUAACUUAGCUAAAUAAAAUAGUAAUGUAUCUGACUUAGAAUUAUGGCAGCCAAAUCAGAUUUAUAACCACAAUUACAAAUUUUUCUUUUACCACACAGUUUGAGAGUUUGAAUGAGGUUUUAUAACACAUUCAGGGUGACAGUUAUGUUCACAUAAUUUAAUAAACAAGAUAAUGUGAGCUAAUGCGUGCUUACUAGUCUAACGGCAGGUUGUAAUUGUUCAGAAAACUUUUUGCAGGCACAAGAUUUCAAACAAAAGUCACUACCUGUACCGGAAAGCAGGUUGAAGUCAAAGAGCGUUCACUCUGCAGCUAAGUCCGGAGACCGACACUUCCAAAAAAUACCAAAUGCUCGACUUGAAGGAAUCUCAGUCGACCUCAGGGUCUCUGACUGAUGAUUUAAAUCUUUAAAUCUCAACUUUCAGUGGGCCAUCCAGUAAAGUUACUACAGCUAGAAACAAAAACACAUAAUUGGCUGAGGCUUUGCUGUGUCAUUUGAGCACUGAAAAAAUAAUCUAGUUAGCCUAUCCAGAGAGGUUAUUACUGAAUGUAAAUACAUUGAACGGCUAUUGCAGAAAAAAAAAACUCUCACCACAAAUGGUAUCAAAUACUGGAUUUGAUUUCACAAAAAUCUUAAGGAUUGUACCUUCAAAUCUCAGCCCAGUCGGUUUCCUCGGUCUGUGUAAAGUGUGCAUCCUCUCGGUUCAGGUACGUUAUGGGGCGGGAAGCCUUCAUACGGCGUUUGUGCUUUGCUCAGCAAACACCAAAACUUUGACUGAGCUCCGCUGAUGUCGGUUUGCUGAAACAUUAGGUAAAAGCGGAUUUUUAGAAAAGGAAUUAUAUUCACUCCGAGUUAAAGGCCUGGUGAAUGUUUUUCUGUACUGUAUGUCCUCAUAAUAUAUCAUACAAUUAACCAAUGGGAUGUUUGUUUGUUUUUUAUCUUAUGUUAACUUGUGAUUCUCUAAUUAUUAAAGAGUGUUUACUGAAAGAACCCAGAUCUCGGCAGGUCUACACUUUAGUAAUUGCAUGCUGCAAAAAUAUUUUAAAAAAUUACAAAAAAAAUAAGAGAGGAACAUUUUAGGGACUCUGAAUCGUUAAAUAUGGAGAGAAGUCUUGCAUAUCCGUCCUAACGCUGCUCUGCUUUGUGGAACAGCCAGAGGACCAGAAUGAAGCUCUCUGCCAGACAAAGGGAGGCGAAAUCCAGUUUAGUGUUAUCUGAUUUUAACCACUCUUAAUUUGACCUUUUUUAAGUUCAAAAUUUCAAAUUUAACCUGAAUUCCUGAGUUGAAUUUAUCUGAAUGAGUGCUUUUCUGUGUGCAAUUGUUUAUCAUUGAAACAGUGAACAAACUGGCACUUUUAUGCUUAUUUUUCAAAUAUUAAUGCCACUCAGAGCUCAGCCUGUAUUCAUUUCAGUCUUGUAAAGCAGAACAAGGAAGUGUGUGUACGACCAGUGUUUUAAAUACACAUUUCACUCUGAUGUUUUGACCGGGCUCAUAAUGACUGCUAUACACUUUUAUCUUUGUGUUUAUUCCAAAUAAGAGGAUGACUCAUUUUGGUGACGGUUGAAACAGGAUGUAAUUUUCUAUCCAACCACUAUUAACAGCUUGUAGCAUUCACACUUUUACUCUGAGCCACCUGUGCUCCUUUUGUUGUUUGAACAUUUCUUUUAAAUAAAGGGUUAACUCUGAAA
This is a messenger RNA of Plectropomus leopardus (leopard coralgrouper), 3786 nucleotides long. RefSeq names its product thioredoxin-related transmembrane protein 1 (gene tmx1). The record is from RefSeq and is a predicted model, not a curated record. NCBI's taxonomy places the organism in Eukaryota, Metazoa, Chordata, Actinopteri, Perciformes, Serranidae. Gene Ontology annotation, molecular function: disulfide oxidoreductase activity. Gene Ontology annotation, cellular component: endomembrane system.